CUUGGUGCUUGCUGCUUUCUCCUGGGCAUCCUGCUGGCGCAGCUGAGGGGCUUCCGCAGGGCUUCUCCAAUCCCUCUGUGUUCAUGCAGGACACGAGGCAAUAAAAAAAAAAAAUAGAUAAAAGGAAAAAAAAAAAAGAGGCCGGCUAAGGAGAUAGGAGGUGCGUGGGAGAAAAGAAAGAAAAAGAAAACUUUUUGCUUUUUCUCAGUGUGUGGGGCAGAGGAGAUGAACUCAGUUGAGAUGGGUGUUAAACCCCAGGCAGAUGUGCCGGACUUGCCUCUCCCUGUGUUGAGGGGGGGUCCUGUGAGGGCAGCUUGGCACAAAAUCCGAACACACGUUUACAUGCCGUUUCAGACCAAGUUCUUCUUUGUCAUAAUGAUUUAUCUUUAGUGGCAAUUCUGCUUUUAAUCUCUGCUUGCCUAAGAAUCGGAUGUCAAAUUAAGCCCCGGAAUCAGAAUGACACCCAGAAGAUCACAUCAAGCUGCAGUCCAGAUCCAUGCUUUCUGUCCGUGUUCUCCACACAAUUGUUCACUGGCUGCUCCCCUAUAAGAUGGUAAGUGCAGUCACUCCCCCUACAGCCUUUAUCCGAGAUCAAACAAGAGUCUCAAAAGCAGCAACUUUUCCCCCUCUGCCUUCAGCUUGUGGGUCUGUGUUUGCAAUGGACUGCCAGGGCUUGUUUCAUUUCUCCUUUUUCUCUUCCCGAUUGAUUCCCGUGUGUCCUCUCCUCUUAAGCAUUUAAUGGCAGAUCAGGAAUGUAACAAAAAGGACAGAGGUAUACAUACACUGGGUAGCUUCUCCACCUUCCAGCAUCCCCGGAUAUUACUUUCUAUUCUUCUUCUUCUUCACCACCACCAUGUAUCAUUCAUUAAAAAAAGAGUGCUGUCAGGUAGAGUGCCUUCUCAAAACUGCCAUAUUUAUGGUCAUGAUCUGCAACAAAAAGCAAGCAAAAAUGCAGUUGUUGCAAAUGUAUAUUUAAAACAGUUUGCAAAAAAAAUGGAUUUUCAUUGUAUUGGAGAGAAAUGAUCACGGGCUGUGUAUAAACUCCAGGGAGAGGAGGAGAUCCACCGUCCCUUUCCUUUUUUUUCCCUGUGUAAUAUAACACACACACUCAGAUCCCAGGGCUUCUCAGACAGUCUCAACUGAUAGACAGACACAUCGAGCUGCUUUUCCUGCUUCACUAAGUGACUCCUCCCCCAGCUGCCAACGUCACCCUGACACUUUCAUAUAGAUCUCACACAAACCACACCUGUCAAUCUAUUUAAUUGCUUUGUUUUCAUUUUUACCAUGUCUGUGUCUCUCUCCCCCCUCCCUGCCUCUUUAAAGAUAAACAACAUGACAAUGUUAAAAGAAGUCUUUAUAAAUAAGUGAGUAGAGGCAACAUUUCACUGAGUGGUUAGAUUUAAUGCUUAAAUUAACCUCUUUGGUACCCUGGAACUCCAAGGGUUAAAUGACUGUUAUUUUGGAUUCUAGCUGCAAACUGCUAGAACACACACACAUGCAUAAUCUACACAUUCAUCUCUGUAUCUUUCAAUAUACACAUACACACUUCUUGUUUAUAUUCACAUACAUUGUUGUUGUUUUUUAGAUGUGGUGUAUUAAAUUAAUAUAUAAAUAGAGUAAUUCAUUGUAACAAAAAAUAUUAUACAUACAGUUUUUUUUUUUUACUCAAGUGUUAAAAAAAAUUAAAUAGGGACACAAUGUAAACUGAAUUGAGUUUAGAAGAUUUUAAUCUUCUUUUACAUAUACACAUUUAACUAUGCUGCAAGGCAAAUCAGCUACCAUGGAAAUGUGAUCCUGUAUGCAAGGAUUUAUAAUGGGUACAUUUACUUCCAUCAGUGCACAGUGGGUUAAUUAAUAGCAGAAUUACAUGUACUGUGUAACAAAAAGUCUUUUAGACAAUUUAUUGUCAUACCUUUCAGUUGCUAUUAUUAUUUUAUUAUUUAUAUAGCGCCAGCAAAUUCCGUAGCGCUGUACAAUUGUUCUAUGAAUAAUAAACGGAAUAGUUUAUUUAUAUACAUAUUAAAUUAAUGGUUUAUUUGAAUCACAUGUAAUUGGAAAUGUAUGAAAGAGGUAAUGAAACAAAAUUUAAAAUCAUAUUAAAAGAAUACACCCUUUCAGAACCAGAGUGAUUAAUAAUUAAUGUCUUUUUUCAAAUCACAUACAGUGUUAAAUACUCUAAUUCAAUGUGUCCUCUCUAUAUAUGAAUGUUUGUUUAUAUAUAUAUAUAUAUGCACACACCAACAAUAAACCAAUCACACAGUAUAGUCUUUUAAAUAUAAUAUAUAUCUGUUAUACAUAUAAUAAUGAAACCUCAGACGCACUUAUAUUGAAUAUUUAACAUUACAAAUGGCUUUUAGAAAUUCUUAAAAUUCUUUAAUUUGAAUAGCCUUUUUGACUUCCACUGGGUGGCUGUUCCAGGUAUCUACUACCAUUUAUGGUUAAUACAAGAAUGAAACUGAGUGCCAAGCUUUAAAAAUGAAUACGUAAAUGAACAUAUUGCUCAGGUCUCUUUUCAGAGCAGGGGUUUCUCUGGGGGGGUUGGUGUAGAGGACACUUGAAUUGCACUCUCGGCUUGCCCAUUCAGACACGUGCAGCAUUCUUCUAUGGCUUGGCCCCACACAACAGUCUCUCUUUGAUGUGGAGAGGUUUCCACCUCCCUGUACAAAAGGCUUCCCCAGCUGCAGACUUCUCAGGGUUGAUUUGUAUCACCUUGCUAGGGAAGUGAACAUUUCACAUGGGAAGAGGAGGGACUUAUCUAGUGCAGGCAAUUGCUCCUGAGCACCAUAAAAUAAUCACACCAUACAUUAUGCUCCAGUUUCUCUGUUUAACCCUCUCUCCCUUCCAUGAAUUUGCUGACUUAACUCAUUGUAUGCUAGUUGCUUGUAAUGAUACUUUUACUUGGCAGGACUUGGUUAAAAGCAGCAUGCUAUAUAAUAAACAUUUCCCAGUGUUUCUCACGGAGGGAUAGAUUUCUAUAAGAACAUUUUCAAGUGUUUUGUUUUAUUACAUCAUAAUCAAAAGAAAACAAUAAGUCCUGAGGCAACAAACUUAAACAGGCAAACAAAGCUAAACUGUCUGAUUGCUCUGUAUUAGGCAACCUGUUCUGCAAAUUCUAAAAGGUAAACAAUGUUUAUUCCAAUCAGUUAAGAUAUUAUCUGGAAGCAUGUUCCGGGGGUGUAGCAGGAGAGUUGAAAGCUGAAAGCACUGGCUGCGCUGUAAAGUGUGUGUACUGCUGUGUGUGCUCUGGUUAAAAACAGGCUGCAGACAGUGCGGGGCUGAGAGCCAGAGCUCAACUUUCUUCCUGUUUCAUUUUAGUGACGGUGCUGGAGAAGAUCAGCUCCGGGGGAUUUGGCCGCUUUUCUAUCUACUGGAUUUUUUUUCCACUUUCCUUCCUAAGGGCUUGGAAAAGAAAGGGGUGGGAGGGAACGCAGGCAAUAGCAAGGCUGUGUCAGUUUUGCAUUGAGAGACCCGCCUAAUUAUUUGUUUCUUUUGCACAGUGCUUCCCUUUGCCUGAACAGCAGCAGCAGGCUGGGUGCCUGAUCCGGCCUGUGUGUAGUCAGCAAGCUGCAGUAGGAUACGGCUCAGAGUGCAAAGUGCAGAGCCUGUCAUGAGUUUCCUUCGCACUAAGGCAGGCUUCAGGUUGCUGGGUCAAGGUUGGCAGCAUAUAAAACCAAAGCCUGUGAUCUGUCACUCAUUUGGUGCUCGGCCUAUUGUGGACAUGUCCUAUUCCCACCACUUUGUGGAUUUUCACGGCUCCUCUAUCCCCAGUUCUAUGAAAAAGCUGGUGGUCACCGAGCUCAGCCCUAACUUCAAAAAGGCAGUUACCUUAAUUCCCGAUGCCCCCGUGCCAGUGCCUGGGGACGGAGAUCUUCUCAUCAGAAAUCGGUAAGCAACCAGAUAAUGCAGUUUUUCAGUUACAUUAGUGUUUAUUUUGUGACAUUGCACAACACAGUGUACUUCAGGCUCAAGAGCACUUUUUAAUUCCCCUCUAGCUGACACACCCCCAUCAGCAAUACUACACUCUUGUAGUACUGUCACUUUUAAAGAACCAUGUGGAAUUGUACAGGCCUACCAGCAUUGCUGUCAGUCUGCAAAAAUAAACUUGAAAAAAUCUAAACUUUUGUGUGUGUGUGUCACUUUAAAUAUAACUAGUAGUGCACACUUUUAUGAGCAAACUAUCAUUGCAAACAAGUUCACCUCAUUAUAUACUCCAGAUAUGUUCAUGAGUGUUAAACUAUAAAUACUUGACACCCAGAAGCAAUUAUUUCACACAUUCUAAAAUUAACCUUUUUACUAAACAAUAACAACAUAGCAAUGAAGGGGUUAACUUUCUUUUUCUUCUCCUCUUUCUCCUUAUAAGAAUUGCCCUCCCAUUCACACCAUAGAUCACUUUUUAACUAUCUGUUUUCAGCACCAAACACCUGAUCUCAUUCCAUACGUUCAGAGCUUUAAUUCCUCCUAUGACAUCAGAUGAUAUUCUUAUCGAUCCAAUUAGUUAUUCCUUACCUGAAGUUCACAAAUUCUAUGUUUCAUGGGAGGUGGGCUCAUAUUAUCACUGUUUGCGAUGCAAAUGCAGCUUUACAGACAACUCAGAAGACUUUAAAGUCAUACAGAAAGAGUGAGUUGUGUUGAAACCCCAGGAGCAGAAUGAUCCCUUCCCUAAAGUUUGCUGUACAUGUCACUAACCUUUCAAGAAACACUGAAUCCACAGGAAGAGAAAUCACUUCUUGUAGUCAGCUGCCUCUCUUCUUCUCCUUCUGUCCCUCCUCACCAUCUCUAUCAUUUUUGUCAUCACCUCCCUCACUCCUGGGAAACGCAGCCUACAGGCAGUAAAGUAGAACUAGCCAGAGAAAUGGACCACAGUCUACCCUGCCAUAACUUGCCGUUCAUUUCUUUAAGGUUUAGACAGAUAUACCUACAGUAAACAGAAAUUCAAUAACAGAAAAUAUAUGUAUGUUUAUUGUAUGUAGCUAUAAAAUUCUCAUACGUUUUUAUAUAUAUAUAUAUAUGCAAUGUGUAUACAUACAUAUCAUUUUAAUAAUAUAUGCGGAAAUUAUAUGUAUGUCUAAGUGUGUGUGUGUGUGUGUAUGUGUGUGUGUAUAUAUAUAUAUAUAUAUAUAUAUAUAUACACACACACAAAAAUUAUACCGGUUAUGUUUUUAGGUUAGUUUGUUUGAAGUAUUUUAAACCAUUUCUUUUGCAAAUCUGCUUUCUUAUUAUGUAUUUGUACUCUGCGAAAUACAAGAAAAACAACAACAUGUCAUUGGAUUAAUAAAAAAAAUAGAUAAAGCUUUCAUCCAUCACUGCAAAUAAGUCUCCCAGGGAUGAAUGUUAUUAAGAGGCCCUUGAUAUGAAACCUUGUUGAGAUCACUUCUCAUCUUUCACUGUAUCUAUAUCUCAAAGCAGCUGGGUUAAGCAAUGUAAGGAAGAACAUAAACCACAACUAUCUUAUUGCAAUGCUUAACUCUGCUUUUUCGAAGUGUAUAUACUAUUUGUAUAUUCUGAAACACAUCUUCUUUACUGAACCACAAUCAUACAACAAGGAUCUGAUAAGAUACCCCUAUGUGUACUCCUGUCUAAUUCAUUUACUUAUAUUAUGCAAAAAUGUUUUUGUACCCCACAUUCAGUUUUUUUAUAAUCUACAUCAUCAUAAUGCUCAAAUAUACCUUUAAACAUGCAGCUAGCUAGUUAGACCUUCACUAAGAAUUUUCAGGCCAGCUUUUAAGCCAGACUCUUCAUUAUACCUUAACCCUUUAACAACCUAUGGAUUUAUAGUAACCCCCUUCACCUUCUCACAAAAAACUGUGGGUGUGGUGUCACCUUCUUUCUUUAAAAAAAAAAAAAAAAAAAAAGCCACACCCUGAAAAUUCACAUUUGGUCCAGAUUCAUAUGUAUCAGCCAUUAAUAUAAAUAUUAAAUAAACCUCAUUCUUGUCUUAUGUAGAUAGGCAAUAUUUUGGGGUAAAAUUCUGACCCAUUUUGAGGUUUACUAUAGUACUGUCAAAAAUGUUUAUGUGUAUAUAUAUAUAUAACAUUUGUAUACAUUCAGGGUAUUUUAAGUGGUUUUAAAUAAAGAAACCAACAUGUAUGUAAAACAAUUUCAAAAUAUAUAAACUAGGCUGCUUGUGGAAUUUGAAAAAAAUUAUUUACUAUUUUCUAUUCAGAAAAGAUGAUUGUAUUUAAUAAUUUUAUUUGACAAAUAUCUUCUUUCAAAUGUAGUGCUGUUGAAAUAAUAGUGAAAUAAUACUGUGUUUUUAUAGAAUUCCCAAACGUGCAAUUUGAAUUAUUUUUCUUUAAUUAUUCUGUUAUAUUAAAAAAAUGCAUUUAUUACACUAAUUUAAAAAGCUAUGAAACUUUCACUUUUAGAUACCCAAAAACUCAGUAAACCAUAAUUUAAUAAUAAAUCAAAUUAUUUCUGUGUACCAAUUUUUCUGAUAUCUACACUCUUUUUUUGUUAUAAAUUUCAUUUAAACUUAGUUCCAGAUUUUUACGAAUGUCGUUACAAGCUGUCGUUGCUUCUAAAUGUAACUAGCUUGGUAAACAAUUGUGAACGUUUUGCAUUUAAACAUUAUAUAUGUAGAUAUAGCUGUACUGUUUUAUACAUUUCAGCAGCCAUGAGGUACAUUAUAUUAAGAUACAGAUUAAAUAUAUUUUUAGAUAUCACCGUGCAAAAUAAAAAUUGAUCGCAUUUAAAAAUUACGGUACUAUUCUUUCAUACAUUUCAGCAUUUUGUUCCACAUCCUACUUUUAUGCAUUUUUAACUGUAUAUCUUUUGAAAGAUUUGGGGGAAUUUUUUAAUCAUUUUUAGAAUUUUAUUUAUGUAAUUUAAAAAAUUGUUUGCAAAGGUAUUAUUCAACAUUUUUGAUAGCACUAUAUUUGACCCAUUUAUGUUCUAGUCUCAGAGACUAUUAUAACCCACUGCAAUUUUUAAUUUAACUGUUUAAAAUAGGGGGACAAAUAUAUCAAUUAUAUAAUAGGUUUUUAAACUCUGAUACUAUUAUACGUGAACUUAUGCAACAUGCAAAUAAAAGCUGCUUUUGAUAGAAAUAAGAGUUAGUCUAUGUUUUCAAAGAAAGAGAUAUUCUGUGGGUGGUCACUUCCCAGACUGGCAGGACAUUAAGAGCUAUAUGAGAAAUAGCCUCUUAGUUUGCAGAAGAGAAUAGCAGUUUAUUUGCUCUGUAUGCAGUUCAGGAUGUAUUUUAAAGCAGAAAGCUGCAGCCGAUAGGUCUAAUGUAAAAUAGAACCUUUGACCCUUGAGCAUGGAAUUGAGAUUAGAGGAGUUUGUGAAAUUCUGUUAAGGGUUAACCUUGCCUUGAAACACCUCGGGGUAACCAAAAGCAUAUGACCUAUCCCAUCAGUCAACUGGUGGCUACCUACAGUAAUUCUUGCCUGAUACGAAUGAGCAUCACUUGCUUUUAUUUUACACUCUGCCUUUGACCCAUGAAGGAGGAAUUUCUUGUAUAAAGCUUUCAUCUAAUGCAGACAGGUUGUGAUUUUAUUUGGCCUCACUACUUUUUGUUUGUAUGGCGUACUUUUAUAUUCAAUAGGAGCCUUUCAUGAAUUCAUUUUACAUUUUUUUUUUACUUUUGUAUUAACCCCUUGGGAUUUAGGGGUGACAGUGCACUGCAAUACAUUUAGCAUCACUAUGGUUAAAGUCAGAGAAUAAAACUAUUAUUUUUUGUAAUUUUUUUUUUGCUAUUCUAAAAUAUCUCAUUCUUCGAUGUAAAUAAUUUGGCUGUUAUAAGAAUUGUAAUAUACCUUAUCUGGAUUUUAGUUUCAAUUAUUCUCCCAUCUCUGUUUCAUUUCACCUUCUACUCUGCAGUGAAGUGGGUUUUUUUUUUUUUUUUUUUGCUUGUUUGAUUUUUUUUUCAGUGGACGCUGAAUUUAACAUCUACAUAUACUUACAUACACUGAUAUAUUUUGCACUUUGUUGAAGCACAAUUUAUUUAAGAUGUUUCAUUUUUUUUUUUUCAUUUUAUUUUAACGGGUGCUAUUGUAGUUGGGUAAAUUCUAAUAAACCCUAAUGACCAAUCACAGUAAUGUGGGGUAUCGGUCUGUAUAAGUUAUAAUUAUCUAUGAUUAUCUGUAAAAAAUGUAAGAAAAACAACUCCGCAGUUUGUAACCCAGCAACAUGUUUGCUUACAUUGAGGGAGGGUUGCUUUAAGUACCUCUUAACUAAAUCACACAACCCCAUUUUAGAGAGCUCCUUGCAAACGCUAAAAUUACACCUGGUCCACUAAUUUUGGUUGUGACUAUUGUUCUAUAAUGAAGGUGGAGUCAGUGCUCAGCCUUAAAAUAUUUCCUUUUGUUUAUGCUGCUGAGUUAUCUUUUACCAAACCAGUAAGCUGUCCUAUCUUUCAUUAAGUUUACCCAAUACAUAUAUGCUAUAUUCAUGUUAGAUAUGUAUGUGGCAUAAAUUAUUUUUUCAUUGAAAAAUGCAUUGCUGCCCAAAACUGUUAAAUGUACAAUUCAUUUUAGCAUUCCUUUUGGUUCCUGCAAAUGAUCCUACAAAUUUCAAAUCUGAAUUAAUUUACUAAUCAUAUCACAAACAUUUCAUUGCUAAUGUAGGGACCACACACUGCCCCAUAUAAUAACUGAAGUGCCAAACAUUUUGUACAGUGUAACUCCAAACAAUUCAAUGAGCUAAUGAGGGUCACUUUUUUGUGAGAUGUGAGUGUGCAGAUCAACCAUUUCUAGGAGACAGAUGAAGUUGGUUAUGCAUCUUUAUGGAAUUAGACUCCUCAAAUUCACACACAUUUAUGCACCUAUUCACUAAAUUCACAUACCUUGCUGUGACACAAAACAAACUAACAAACACUUUUUUUUUUCAGCUUAUAUGUUACUAGUCUAAUUUGCACAAUUAUAUCAAUUUGUGUUGUUUUAAGUGUAUAUAUAAUUACAAUGCAGAACAUGCUACUUCAUUUGUUGCAUUGAUUCUUUUCUUUAACAUGACUAGAUUAUUCAUUCUUACUUUACCCUGUCUUACCAUUACAUGUUUGUUACUUAACACCUUGCAAAAAGCAAACAUCCGAAAUUAAUAGAAAAGCGUGAUGAGAAUUGUGUCCCUUAUUAGAGUUACUAGGCCAGGUUUUUCGGUAUAAGCCUUUCGAGACGCUAUUGGACUAUAUGGCUUACAUUCCUCAUUGAGCCAUAGACUUCAAGAAAAGUAUGGGAAAUGUAGUAGGAAUAUAUAUAUAUAUGUGUGUGUGUGUGUGUGUGUGUGUGUAUAUAUAUGUACUGUAGUACACUGUUUUUUGUCAGUAGAACCUAAAAUAAAGGAAGAUUUUAUCACACAGGGUUACUUGAUCUAUGCUUUUUAAUGCAUUAUAUAGAAAAUAUAUUUUUUUAAAUAAUGAUACAGAAACUCUGUAAAAAUUGACUCCAUUUACAAUAAAUCCCCAGUUUUUAGAAACCUUGCAGUGAGAAUGGUCCAGAAACUGACAAGCCUAUAGGGAUGCCCCAAUAGUGUUCUAAGGCAAACAGUUUUUUUUUAACCAUAGAUCUCUGCAUAACAUGACUUUAUAGGCAGAGCUGGAGUUUAUGGGAAUAGUACUUCAGCAGUCAGUUUUCUACUUAUAAAACCUGUUCGCUGAACUGCAACUCCAAAGAUAUUUGAGGUCCUUUUUGAUAUCCUAUACAAAAGUUUUGCUUAAAGCGGCACUGUCAUGCCAAACUUACCUUUCCCUAAUUGAUUCCUCUUCUCUCCUUCUGUCAGGAUCUGUUCUUCAUUUCUUCCAGUCUGCUCUAGUUUUCUUUAAAACCUAAGACAAAGCAGGGACUAUUUGUCUUAUGGAGCUUUCCUACGCCUGACAAGCUUUGACCAGCGGAGGAGCAAAGUGUGCUUCACUUACAGUGAUCAAAGCAAUUUUCCCACAGUUCUCACCUUUGAUCCGUGAUUUUGCGAUGCCGUCUGUCACUUAGACAGAACGCCGGCGAAACUACCGAAUUUCGUCCUAACAGAAUGAGAACAGUUUGUUCAUUCAUAGGAACGAAACUCCGAUCCUAUUCGUGUCGCGACUGCAUCUUACAGCCGUUUAGUAGAUAGCUCCCUAAUUCCCCCUGAGCGCCGGGUGGGGCCCCUAAAUUAUAGUAAGGGGGGACCUAUUGUCCUUCCUCCUCAGCCCACACCCUUGAGCGGCGGGUGGGGGCCCUAAAAGAAUAUGUGGGGGAGAUCUAUUGUUCUCCCCCUCCACCCCUGAGCGGUGGGUGGGGGCCUAAAUAACAAUAGGGGGGACCAAGUGCCCUCCCCCCGGUCCACACCUCUGAGCGGCGAGUGGGGGCCCUAAAUGAAAAUGGAGGGCCCCCACCUGCCGCUCAGGGGUGUGGGAUGGGGGGGUGGGGGGGGUGUUGGUUUAAGCCAACCAUUUCAGAGUGCCUUUACAGGUAAAUGAAGAGACUGACAGGUAGAGUUCUUUAGAAUUUUCCCAUGCUGUGUAAUUUGACUCAUAACUCUGACUGGUUGUUUGAUAGCAACCAAUCAGAGUGUUUAUAAGUCAAAUUACACAGCAUUGGAAAAUUCCAAAGAACUUUCCCACGCUGUGUAAAAUGACACAGAGCACUCUGGUUGGAUUUCAAGCCAACCAAUCAGAGUGCUGUGACAGGUAAAUUUAGAGACUUACCUGUCAGUCUCUUCAUCUACCUGUCAGAGCACUCUGGUUGGCUUAAACCAACCAAUCAGAGCGCUCUGAGCAUAAUUGCAGGGCGUGGGAAGGCUUUAUAAACCUUUCCCCACCCUGCGGAGCUCAGUCUGCACUGUGCCCUCACUUGGUGAAGGCAGAUUACUUUUUUAGUGUCAAGUUUUUUUCUUUUCGUGAUUUUUUUUUUUUUUUCACUCAGGUUUUUUAUUUUAUUUUCAAAGUCCGAGGGGUAUUUUGGACUUUUAUUUGGCCUUUUUGAGGGGCUGAAAAAAAAUAACCAUUUGAUGUCUUUUUCCUAAAAUCUUUUAUUUACAGGGAUUCAGUUUUACAGUUUCUUCCACCCCCCCCCCACCCCCACUAUUUUUAUUAUUCAUUUAAAAAAUAAAUACAUUUGGGGAUGGGGGGGUGACUAGGGGCUUGGGUACCCCUAGUAACCAGGGGGCCCCCACCUGCUGCUUGUCAGGGGGGACAAUAGGUCCCCCCACCCUCCGCUCAGCGGUGGGGGCCAGGGGAACAAUAGGUCACCCCCCCAUUUUCAUUUAGGGCCCCCACCUGCUGCUCAGGGGUGGGCGCCGGGUGGGAGUACAAUAGGUCCCCCCCCACAUUUUCAUUUAGGGCCCCCACCCGCCUCUCAUGGGGGAGGCUGUGGCGGAGGACAAUAGGUCCCCCCCCUUAUUGUUAUUUAGGGUCCCCACCCACCGCUCAGGGGUGGGGGCUGGGGUGGGGUGGAGUGGCGCAGUAGGUACCUCAUUCAGUGUAAGAGGGAACAAUCAAAAGUGUUAUUAAACAAAAUUAUUCUGAAUAAAAUUAUGUUAAUUAAAAAGCACCUGGUGCAACUGUAACUUACAGGAACCCUAUAGUGUUAUGAAUACAAAGCUGUAUUCCUAACACUAUAAUGUUCCUAAGCAACCCCACUCUCAUGCCCCCCUUGACAGUUUACUCACUAAAACACUCCCCUUAUUCCAAUGUCCCUCAGCUCUGUCUUUGCCUCCUCCUCUUCCCUCAACGUCCACAUUGAGGGGGUACUUAAUGUGCACAUGUGGCAAGUGCUGCGCGCAUUAGGCCAUAUUAUCCAUAGAAAAGCAUUGAAUCAGUGCUUUCUAUGAGGGAUUUGAAGAUGCUGGAUGUCCUCAGUGUGGUAGACAGUCACUAGAGACAGUCUUAACCCUGCAAUAUAAAUUUAGCAGUUUCUUUAAAACUGCAAUGUUUUAGAUUUCAGGGUUAUGGGACCAGGGGCAGACCACUUCAAUGAGAUGAAGUGGCCUAGGUGUCUAUGGUGUCCCUUUAACAUUUAACCUAAUAUGUCUGGAGUUUCCCCUUAAAGUAUGUCUAUGCAAGACAAUAAUAAUAAUAAUAAUAAUAAUAAUAAAAUAAUAUCCUUUCUGGCUGGUUAUCAUCCACUUCUAAUGGAGACUCCUUGUGGGUUAAAACUAGUUGCUGCCAGUGUAGUGUGUUUUUUCUGAAAUGUUGCCAUUUCAGAGUUCUCAUAUUCUCUGGUUUUGUUGCAGUACAUUUACUUGUAGGAACACUUUAGGGUCAGGAACACAAACAUUCUAUGUUUCUAUGUUUCUGACCCUAUAGUGCUAAAAUUCCAUCCAGCCCCCCUGCCAACCAUUGCCUCCCUAAAUAUAGUAAAGUCGUACUUGUAUUCAAGAUGAUUGAAUCAAUGCAUCUCUAUAAGGAACGUUCAGUGUCUCCAUGGAGUGGGUGGAGACAAUGAAUUGCUGUGCAGCACUGCCCCAGGAAGUACCUCUAGUAGCAAUCUGAGGAGUGGCCAGUGGAGAUGUCACUAUGCUAUAAUGUAAAUACUGCAUUUUCUCUGAAAUUAUAGUGUUUACUGCAAAAGGCUAUGAACAGAAUGAUUCUACUUACCUGAACAAAUAUAAUAAGCUGACGUUGUUCUGGUGACUAUAGUCUCCCUUUACGUUUUCCUUUAGUUAAAAGAGUAAGACGUAGACCCCAUGCUCAUUCUGCCUUGAGGGGCAUCGGCUUCACCUCCCUGCGGCCCAAAGAAGGCUGAAAUAAUCAUCCAGGGUUGCUGUAUCGCUCAUGAAGAGGGUACUUACCAGCAUUUUGGAUCUAGACUGCCCUUGUGAGCGGCAUCAGUCUGAUAUGCAAAUGGUAUAACUUCUACCUGUAAUUACACAUGUGAGCAAAAGGAUAUUUUGGGACUAAAGCGAGGACUACCUGAAGAGCAAUCUGUUGAGGUUUCUCUGAGCUUUUGCCUGUUCUCAGAGUUCUUAUAUUCUUUGUUUUUGUUGCCAGUGGAGAGUGUGUCUUAGCUGUGGCCUUGUGUUCCGUAUGAUAUAGAAGACUUUAUUUAGAUGAUGAAUAUAGCAAAAUCUUUAUUUAGCAAAACCUAUAUGGAACUGAGAGUGCAACACUGAUGCUAAUUAUUUAGGCCAGAAGCUAUUAAAUGCACAAAAUGUCAUGCUGAUGCCUUUAGUGGUGUAAUGCAUAUGCUGUGCCCUUUUUUUUUUUUUUUUUUUUUUUUUUUUUUUUUUUUUUUUUUUUUUUUUUUUUUUUGUCUUUUUAUGAGGUAUUCUGGUUUUGACUAGAUAACCAAAAAGAGAGGGUCAAUGUAACUUGUAAUGUAGCACUAAUUCUAUCACAUUAAAGUAAUAUACUCUUCCUCCCCAUAAGUAUUUUCUUAAAGGGAAAUUCUCAUCACCAUUUUGCAGAGAAUGCAACAUUUAAAAAAAAAAAAAAAUGAGGAGAGCCAUAAGAGUUGCAGAAGGGUGGAGGGAUAUAAGGUGAAUACGUGUGUAAACGUAAGAAAUUUUAAUAAAGGCUAAUCAGGAUGAGUGUCGCGUACACGUUAGGCCUUCCUUAUAGGAAAGCACAGGUUUUUUUUUCAAGAUGCUAGAUGUCCUCAUGCAAAGCGUGAAGACGUCAAAUGUCAAUUAACAGAGUUAAACGCUAUGAAACAGCAGGAAGCGCCUCUAGUGACUGUCUGUUAGAUUCUUGAGGCAGUCUUAUCCCUGCAACAUAAACAUUGCAGUUUCUCUAAAACUACAAUGGUUUAUAUUGCAGGGUUAAGGGGUCAGGGACACUGCACCCAGACCACUUCAAUGGGAUAAAGUUGUCUGGGUGCCUACAGUGCCUACAGUGUCCCUUUUAUGUUUUAACAAGCUUUACUUUGUUUUGGAUUCCAAACUGUGUGCUAGUUUAAGUUCCUCUGACUUCUGCUGAUGUUUGUUUUGUACUUCGUAAUUAUGUAAGAUAUAUCUCAAGCCCUGAGAGAUUGUAUGGUUGUAUGUUGAGAAUUUGUUUUAAAUAGUUGUGUAAAUUGAAUACUGCUUUCACAUAUACUUUAUUUAUUUGAGAAGCUGAUGAGAAAAUGCUGAGAACUUUUGCCCUCUUACAAAUAUUUGAUCAGCAUACUGGGAUAGGUUGCUGAUCAUUUUAUAACUCAUUAACCAAAUCUCAAUAACUACUUAUAUAUAUAUAUAUGAUCUACAACAUUUGUAGUCAACCAUCUUCAGUGGCGUCUCCAGCAUUCAUAUUUAGGGGGGGGCACAUGGGGGGCCGGGGACAGAAGUAGGGGGGCAAUUACAAAGCGUGUGUGUGUAUAUAUGCAUAUAUAUAUAUAUAUAUAUAUAUAUAUAUAGUAUAUAUAUAUAUAUAUAUAUAUAUAUAUAUAUAUAUAUAUAUAUAUAUAUAUAUAUAUAUAUAUAUACACACACACACUAAAAGUUAACAACAGCAUUUCAGCACCUUGAUAAAUAUGCAAAGGACCUCUAUAGGCACCCAGACCACUUCAGCUUAAAUGAGUGGUUCCAAGAGGACCUCUAGGAUUAACCCUUUUUUUUACUCAGCUUGUGUUUCAAGUUUAUAUAUUUCGAAUUAGCCAGCAGCCUCCUCUAUCUCUAGUGGAGCAGCCUUAGAAGCGUUUUCUCACUGUGAAAAUCACAGUGAGAACGCAUAGCGAUCCAUAGAAAGCAUUGUAAAUGCUUUCCUAUCGACAAGCUGAAUAAGCGGCUCCUGCGCGCAUGCGCUGUCAGCCGAUAUUAUCGCGAGCAAGGAGGAGUACAGCUCCCCGCCGGGCGAAAGGUAAGUGUUUAACCCCUUCCUCUCUCCAGAGCCCGGCGGGAGGGGGUCCCUGAGGGUGGGGGCACCCUCAGGGCACUAUAGUGCCAGGAAAACGAGUAUGUUUUCCUGGCACUAUAGUGGUCUUUUAAGUCUGCUUUAGAGAUGCAGUUGUAACAAUAUCUCAUGAUGCCAGAAUUGUUACAAAACUAGUUUAAAAAAAAAAUAUAUAUUUUUAACAAUAAUUUACAACAUGCAAUUUGAAGGGAAUUUAAAUUAACACUUCUAUAUAAAUAUUUCACAUACAUAGAAAAUGGUCACUUAACAGUGUAUUCUCUACGCUAUAGUUUAAGCAUUUUAAAGUGACACAAAGUUGUAUUUUGAAAUGCUAAUUCAAAUGAAUUUUUACUGUAAGAAGAGCAGAUUUAGCUCCACUUCCAUGAACAAUUAAAAAUGGUUGGCACUAAAGUUUGUGCCCUGACCUAUAGUUGGUGAAUACUAUACCAACACAAACUAAAAUUACUUGUUUCAUUCUCUUGCUCACAAUAUGGAAUCCUGGGUACAUGCAUAUCAUUUACUCAAACGCUGCAAUUAAAGUUCACGUUACUUACAGUAGUAGUGCCACUGUCUGGAGUGUCUGCUCCGCUCACUCAGUCCCUCUGCAAAUUGGACUCUCAGGUAGGUAAGGUUUCACACCUUAUGUGGGGCCGCACUGCAAACUGUUUGCAAUCUCUGGUAAGUAAGGUGACACUGUCACAACACUGUCUGCAAUCUCAGGAGUAAGUGCCACUGUCAUACCACUCACUGUCUGCAAUCAGGAGUAAGUAACCUUUGUCACACUCACACCACUCACUGUAAUCAGUGCAAUUAAUUCACUUUUCUCAGAACCUAGAUGUGGCAGAGGCAGCGGGCCACAAUACCUGCUCCUCUCUGCUUGAUCUGUUCUGCCUCCUUUGCUCUUGCUCCUCAAAGCUUGCUCUGCUCCUCUUUGCUUGCUCUGCUCUGCCUCCUCUCUGCAUGCUGUGCUUCUAUUUGCAUGGUCUGCUUUUACUCCUCUCUGCUUGCUCUGCUCCGCCACUCUCGACUUGCUCUGCUUUUCUCUACUUACUCUGCUCUGCUCCUCUCUACUUGCUCUGCUCUUGUCCUCUCUACUUGCUCUGCACUGCCUCUUCUCUGCUUGUUCUGCUCCUCUCUGUUUGCUCUGCUCCUGCACAUAUUGCCUAAUACAUACAAACCCAUACACACACACUGCCUAAUACAUCCAUCCAUCCAUUUAUACACACAUAUUGCCUGAUGCAUACAUCUAUACACACAUAUUGCCUAAUACAUAGACCUAUAAACGCACACUGCCUAAUACAUUCUCACUGAAUACUUACAUCCAUACACACACACUGCCUAAUACAUCCAUCUGCACACACAUAUUGCACAAUACAUAUAUUGCCUAAUACAUACACCUAUACACGCACACUGCCUAAUACAUACAUCCAUACACACAUACUGCCAAAUACCAGACAUCCCAUGUCUCCCGGUAGUUCAGGGAGACUCUCGCAUGUUGAAUGCGGUUCCCUGACACCCGCAGAUCAUACAUAAUAUCCCGGAAAUCACACACACAAUCAAAUCUAUAAGGUAUGACUUCUGUGCAUGUCAAUAUGUGUGUGUAUCUGUGUGUGUGUUUCAGUGUGUGUAUCUGAAUGUAUGUGCCAGUGUGCGUUUCAAUGUGUGUAUCUGUGUGUCAGUGUGUGUGUAUGUGCCAGUAAGCAUAUCUGUGUGUCUGUGUGUGUUGGUGGAGGGGGGGGGAGUGAGCGCAAGCAUAUCAGGGGGAGGUGGAGUGACCGCACAUGUGCACGGGGGUGGCAUAGUAAAUUGUGAAGCCACCUCCCUGAAAUGCAUUUUUGCAUGUUAGGAUACAUUUUACAUUAAAUAUAUAAUUUAUAGCUGUGAUAAUAUUUUCAUCCAUUUGGUGGGAUUUUAUUUAUAAUAUUGUGGGAUUUUAUUUAUAGUAAUGGGUUUACGUUAACUAAUGUUACAGUGAACCUGUCUAACACUGUAAGAAACAUUUUUUUCAUUAUAAUCUAUCAAAUGUAUUAUGAAUAUAAUUGGUCGCAUAGUCACUCGCACACGUCACUUACACACUCUAACAUACACUACUUACUGAAGUAUACACACGUCACACACUCUAACUCACGUAUUAAGUAUAUACACAAUGUCACUGACACACUCACUUACACACACUAUUAUUAAGUAUACACACAAUGUCACACACUAACACAUUAUUAUUACGUAUACACACGUCACUGACACACACUAUUAAGUAUACACACAAUGUCACACACUCCCACUAACACUCACUAUUAUUAAGUAUACACACAAUGUGCCACAAUCUCACUAACACACACUGUUAAGUAUACACAUAAUGUCACUGACACUAUUAAGUAUACACACAAUGUCUCACACUCUCACUAACACACACUAUUCAGUAUACACACACACACAAUGUCUCACACUCUCACUCACACACUAUUCAGUAUACACAUACUCUCACUAACACACUAAUCCGUAUACACACACACACAAUCAAUGUCUCACACUCUCACUAACACACACUAUUCAGUAUACACACAAUAUCUUACACUCUCACUAACACACACUAUUCAGUAUACACACAAUAUCUUACACUCUCACUAACACACACUAUUCAGUAUGCACACAAUGUCUCACACUCUCACUAACACACACUAUUCAGUAUACACACACACAAUGUCUCACACUCUCACUAACACACACUAUUCAGUAUACACACACACAAUGUCUCACACUCUCACUAACACACACUAUUCAGUAUACACACAAUAUCUUACACUCUCACUAACACACACUAUUCAGUAUACACACACACAAUGUCUCACACUCUCACUCACACACACUAUUCAGUAUACACACACACAAUGUCUCACACUCUCACUAACACACACUAUUCAGUAUACACACUCUCACUAACACACUAUUCAGUAUAUACACACACAAUGUCUCACACUCUCACUAACACACACUAUUCAGUAUACACACUCUCACUAACACACACUAUUCAGUAUACACACACACACAAUGUCUCACACUCUCACUAACACACACUAUUCAGUAUACACACACACACAAUGUCUCACACUCUCACUAACACACACUAUUCAGUAUACACACACACACAGUCUCACACUCUCACUAACACACACUAUUCAGUAUACACACACACACAAUGUCUCACACUCUCACUAACACACACUAUUCAGUAUACACACACACACAGUCUCACACUCUCACUAACACACACUAUUCAGUAUACACACACACACAAUGUCUCACACUCUCACUAACACACACUAUUUAGUAUACACACACACAAUGUCUCACACUCUCACUAACACACACUAUUUAGUAUACACAUACACACAAUAUCUUACACUCUCACUAACACACACUAUUCAGUAUACACACACACAAUGUCUCACACUCUCACUCACACACACUAUUCAGUAUACACACACACAAUGUCUCACACUCUCACUAACACACACUAUUCAGUAUACACACUCUCACUAACACACUAUUCAGUAUAUACACACACAAUGUCUCACACUCUCACUAACACACACUAUUCAGUAUACACACUCUCACUAACACACACUAUUCAGUAUACACACACACACAAUGUCUCACACUCUCACUAACACACACUAUUCAGUAUACACACACACACAAUGUCUCACACUCUCACUAACACACACUAUUCAGUAUACACACACACACAGUCUCACACUCUCACUAACACACACUAUUCAGUAUACACACACACACAAUGUCUCACACUCUCACUAACACACACUAUUCAGUAUACACACACACACAGUCUCACACUCUCACUAACACACACUAUUCAGUAUACACACACACACAAUGUCUCACACUCUCACUAACACACACUAUUUAGUAUACACACACACAAUGUCUCACACUCUCACUAACACACACUAUUUAGUAUACACAUACACACAAUAUCUUACACUCUCACUAACACACACUCUUACUGAACUAUACACACUCACACAAGUUUAGUCACACUUUAUACACACAAACAUACACAAUAUGAUCAGCCCCCUUGGGCUCCAUGUGGGCCAUCCCUGUGCUAGGGCUGUGGAGGAGGAUCCAUUCAGUACUUACUGCUGGCUGGUCUCCCUCCAUGUUACUGAGAGCCCAGCCUCUGAGCAGAUGGAUCCCCCUGCCUGUAAACACGCACAGACACUGGAGGGAGGAGGAAGCAGGAAGCAGGCUGUGCUCACUGUGCACCGCUCUCCUGCUCCCCUAGCAGAAACAAAGGGGAGACUUCCUGCAGGCUGGACAAUGGUUCCUCCUCCACAGCACUAGAAGUCUCCCCUUCAGUGAGCACAGCCUGCUUCCCUCCUCCCUCCAGUGUCUCUCCAUGUUUACAGGCUGGGGAAUUCCCCUGCCUGCAGGAUCCAUCUGCUCAGGGGCUGGGCUCUCAGUAGCAUGGAGGGAGCCCAGUGAGCAGUAAGUUCAUUUCCAGUUGGGGGGGCACAGCCUGAUCUAGGGGGGGCCAUGGCCCCCUCUGCCCCCCCCCCCCUAGUGACGCCACUUACCAUCUUCACUCCGGAUGUUGUGGACUACAUUUCUCUUGAUGCUGGAUUAUGAAAGAUGUAGUUCACAACACCUGGAGUGCUGAUAGUUGGCUUUCCCUUAUCUACAACUUCAAAGUUGCAUCUGUCCAAACAUCUCAACAUGGCUUUUUUGAGGGGCUUAAAUGUGCAUCAUCUCAUUGCGCGUGAGUGAAGCAAGCUGACAAUUUUGUCAAGAAUGCCCCAUGGUGUUCUGUAUGCAUUGGCAUGUUUUAGGCCAUACUUGCAUAUGCGCUGUUACCAUAUACCAUUGUUAUCAGUGCCAAAGAACGGGAUAUAUACUAAAUAACUGCAAUGGAGAUAGAUUGUCCUUAAAGAGUAUACACAGGCAGUAUUAUGCGUAGAAGAUACUCGUCUACAUUGCCUAUCAUCCGCCAAUUAUUUUUAUGCAAGACUCCAAUUACUAAGUUGAAUUAUGUAUGCAUAUCUAGAAAUGUACAUGUUUUAUGUAAUUCCUCAGUGGACAUACAGCAAGCUCCUGUGUAUCAGAAUUUCUGAAUCCAAAUUUAAUUGGCCCUUUGAGUUCCAAAGGUCUGCUUUACGAACCUAUCUAGUGCUCAAAGGUUUACUAAAUCAACCAGCGCACACGAUAAUACUGAAACUGCUAUUAGCUGGCCCUUUUUUCUUUCCAGAAGGCAGAUUGCUCUGGAACACUGUGUGUUUGCACAGAAUGAUAGCUUGCUCUGGAACACUGAGGAGAAUACAGGAGCUCUAGUACGGUAGGAAACAGUACCACUGAGCAAGGCCUUCAGGAAUAGGACACAAUUGCUCCCGACUGAUUCCUCUCUUGCAACUGUCAUUAGUCUAAUCCUAUCCUUACUUUUUGUGUCAUUUUACCCCCCUCCCUCUAGCAUGUAAGCUCAUUGAGCAGGACCAUCAACCCCUCUGUCCAUGUGUGUCCAACUUGUCUGGUUACAACUACAUGUCUGUUCAUCCACCCACUGUAAAGCGCUGCAGAAUUUGUUGGCGCUAAUUAAAUAAUAACAUAAUAAUAAUGAAGCAAAAGUGUUGUUAGGGAAGAUAUGGAGUUCAGACCUGAAACACAAUGAACUGGCAAAGAAGGGGCAAGACUGAAUUUUGAGCCAAACUUCUGUAUGGACAUAUUACAAAAAAAAAAACAAAUGGAUUAUGGACAAAUAGUUUCAUGAUUUUAUGAUUCAGAGUUCUGCCCACUGGGCAAAAAAAAAAAAAAAGAUAAUUGAUGUUUAGGUGACAAUCACUAAAUGCUGAUUUUAAAAGUUGAGUACUUUGUUAAAUGCAAACAUAUGAACGCAACUUAAAGGACCACUCUAGGCACCCAGACCACUUCAGCUUAAUUAAGUGGUCUGGGUGCCAGGUCCAGCUAGGGUUAACCCAUUUUUUUAUAAACAUAGCAGUUUCAGAGAAACUGCUAUGUUUAUGAAUGGGUUAAGCCUUUCCCCUAAUCCUCUAGUGGCUGUCUCAUUGACAGCCACUAGAGGCGCUUGCGUGCUUCUCACUGUGAUUUUCACAGUGAGAGCACGCAAGCGUCCAUAGGAAAGCAUUGUAAAUGCUUUCCUAUGCGACUGGCUGAAUGUGCGCGCAGCUCUUGCCACGCGUGCGCAUUCAGCCCAGGAGGAGGAUCGGAGGAGGAGAGCUCCCCGCCCAGCGCUGGAAAAAAGUAAGUUUUUAACCCUUUUUUCCCUUCCAGAGCCGGGCGGGAGGGGGUCUCUGAGGGUCGGGGCACCCUCAGGGCACUAUAGUGCCAGGAAAACGAGUAUGUUUUCCUGGCACUAUAGUGGUCCUUUAAUAUUUUCCUUUUUUUUUUUUCUUUUCUUUAAUUUUUAUUUUGCUGAAACCAAACUUUAUAUUUCAAACUGUCCAUGAUCGGUUACCUUGUUAAAUGCAUGCAAAUUAAUGCAAUUAAAUGUAAAAAAGUGACUGUAAACCUUUUCAUAUAUGUAUUUAUGCUAUUUUUUUCUGAACAAUAUUACAGUGUUUCCCUGAAAAUAAGACAGGGUCUUAUAUAAUUUUUUGCUCCAAAAAACACACUAAGGCUUAUUUUCAGGGCGUGUCUUAUUGUUAAAAGAUCACUAUAGGGUCAGGAACACAAACCUGUAUACCUGACCCUAUAGCGUUAAAACCACCAUCUAGCCCCCCUGGGCCCCUCAUGCCUCCAUAAAUAUAGCAAACUCUUACUGUAUUCAAGCCAGAAGCUGUAACUCUGCAUGCUGUUUGCCUCAAAAAAAAAGCAGUCUGCUGACAUCAUCAGAAGUGGUAGCCUGAUCCAAUCACAGUGCUUCCCCAUAGAAUUGGCUGAGACUGACAAAGAGGCAGAUCAGAGGCAGAGCCAGCAUGAUUCAAACAUCAGCAUCUCCUCAUAGAUAUGAAUUGAAUCAAUGAAUCUCUAUGAGGAAAGUUCAGUGUCUGCAUGCAGUGGAAGGAGAUAUUGAAUGAAUGGAUGCAUUUUAGGCCGCCAUGACCCAGGAAGGAUCUCUAACAGCCAUCUGAGGAGUGGCCAGUUAAGUUAUCACUAGGCUGUAAUGUAAACACUGCAUUUUCUCUGAAAAGAGAAAUUAAUUCUUCACCCAAGUCACAACCUUUUGCAGGCUAGGCUUCACAAAGUUACCACACUGAUUUCUCUCCAUUCUUUUUUCAAUGCAUUCAUUGAUUUCCAUGCGCAGAUGGCUCUUGAAUGGCCUGUUUAUUGCAAUAUCAAGAGUAUGGAGAUAGCCAGUCAUUCCUGAAGGAAGCAUUACUUGAUCUAUGUUUUUAGUACUGUGAGUGCUGGCUGAAUCCCACACAAGCAGACCUCUUUUGGCCCCCUCGCAAAACAAGUGGCAGCAUUAAAUCAACCCACUUCCUUAUAGCUGCUUGCGUGCACCAGGCUUUUUCGGUCUCAAGAAUAUAAAUGCCUGAAACACGUUCAAUCGUCUCCUUCUUGCCCUUAGUGAUGAGUAGAUGAAUUGUCAAAAUGCAGGUAACACGUGCGCUUUGGUAACCACUGGAGGGAAUGUAGAUUGACGAGGAACCCCUCUGAUCAAUUGUUGUUUGAGAUCCUUGGCCCAUAAACACUGCAGUUUCAUCCAUAGCAAUCGUGUUGGAGAGUUGGUACUUAGAAAAGUUGACGCAAUCAACAAAAAACUUGAAUGCAAGUGCAUGUUUAAUAAUUUUAGUAUCUUCCAGCUUGAACAGUGUUGUCGAUCUUCUUAGUGACACUACAUAUCACUUAAGGAAGUCAUCCAGCCAGUGUUGUCAAACUCUGAAAUCUUCUGGGGAUAAUUCAAAACUGUGGUGCCAUUGCAAGAGCAAAUGCUUGAAUAUCAGCCCUGUGCACAACGAAAGCCUUUGCUCUCCUGUCAGCAAUCCAUUCACAGAUGAUGCCUUCCAGCUCAGGAAAUAAUAGUUGCCAACCUGAUCCAUACUUGCGCUUCUUGGCAUUUCCCUCGUCCACCUGUUGCUUGAGAUUAUCGUACACACUGCUCGUCAUUUUCGGAUCAUUCGGUCAUCCAGGUAUAUUCUCUUGGCAGAAAGUUGUAAGAUUCUGGCAGGGUGAAUCCUCCACGAUUCCUUUCUUGUACACAACGGAAUAUCUCAUUUUUAUUAUUUUUUUUGCACUAAUUUUGUCUGGGUGUCAAAAUGUUACAGACUUACGUUUUUACAACACUGUCGGUAAGUGAGGAUGUACUACUGUAGCAAGCAUGUACCAGAAAGCAGGUCUACAUUCGGGGAAAUUCAAUAGUGCAUGGAAUCCUGCUAAUCUAUGUUUGGGGAAACUUUCCCGAACAUAGAUUAUUUUAAUUGCGAAUGGAAUCCCACAAAUCUAUGUUCAGGGAAAAUUCCCCGAACAUAGGUUGGUGAAUGCAGACUAGGGAUUAUUUUUGGGGUAGGUCUUCUAUUAAGAGUAUCCUCCGAAAAUAAGCUAGAGGGAUGUCUUAUUUUCGGGGAAUAACGGUAUGUUUGUAUGUCUUUUGAUGCGUUCUUAUUGAAUAAAUCUAUUGUAUUUUUUAUGUUUUCACUGAAAAUAUUGCGUUAGUGAAAAUAUGUUUUAAAAUGCAUAUAUAUUGUUAGUCGUCCUUUAACUUCUACAUCUGCUAAAACUUAUUAUCCAUAUUGUGUUCUGCCCAGUCAUGGUGUUGUGGUAUGGUCGCUUUCGGGGACAAAUUGUAAGGAUAAUAAUGUGUAGUGUGCACAUACAGAUAUAUAAAUACAGCAUUAUAUCCUCUAUAUACAUUUAUAUUUAGGGUUAUUCUUUGCUUUUUUUUUUUGUCUUUUUUUUUUUGUCUGCUGAGCAGCCACCAGAGGGAACUAAACUUUCCCAGUGUGUUUGUUUCCUUUUUUUAUUCUUGGCUGUGAAAAGGUCAGAUAUUGCUUUAAUUAGAAUUGUCAACAACUGAUUUCUCUUUGAAUCAGAAAAUGCACAAUCUUGGUCUUCCUAGUUACACUGGACUGGGUCCUUUCCCAUCUCUCUAGUGUGUCUCAGAUUUUGUACAUAACCAGACUCUCCAUUGAGCCAUCACAAGUGCAAUAUCUGGCAACAUUUAAAUUUUAGGGUGUGCGUGGAGGUAAAGUGAGGGGUGAGGCUGUUCUGGGAAAUUUUAGUUGACUUACUAAUAAUUUAAGCAACUAAAAUGCAAUUUAGAACAAGAACAAUGUAUCUCAUUUACACAGGCUGAUUUUUAAAUACAUUUAUAGUACAUUAAUGCAAGUUUAGUUAUGUGGAGCCCUGCUAUACACUCAUACCCACCAGCAGAAAAGGAGGAGCACGAUAGAAAUGAUGGACAGAGGGAUUUGGGCAGAAAUAGGAACUGUCCCUUGUAAAUAGGGACACUUCUGAGUUAUGCUGUUGAAUUUUUCUAUUAAAUAUAUAUUUCUCUCUCCUUUCUUGCCAGGCAUACCUAUCCAAUCAUUGCUUCUCUGGAAACUAAUAAUUAUCCAUUACAUUCUCCAUCUGGUAUUACUCAAGGAUCAGUCCUUAGCCAUUUUUAAUCUCUUUCCAAUCAUAUACGUUUUUGUUUUGUUUGUUUCCUGUGCACUUGUGUGGAGAUGAUACACAGAUUUAUCACUGCUGACCUGCAACCUCUGUCAUAAGCCAACUUCCUUUCUGCCAUAUCUCAAUGGAUGACCCAUAAUUUUCUUCAAACUGAAUCUUUCAGAAUUUAUAUACAAUCAUUUUAACAUAUAUAUGUAUAUAUUUUUUUUUUUUACUGAAAACAUUUAUUGUAUAAAAUCUAAUUAGUCACACACUUUUCAUUUAAAGUUAUUUUUUUUUUAAUAUUUUGAUAAUUAGUUUUGCAGAUCCACAUUAUAGUAUUUCAUCACUACAUAAUAUCAAACUUUCAUAUGUAAAACAAUGGCAUCUUAAUUCCCCCCCAAAAUCUGCUAUAGUUAAUGUAACUACUACUAUGAAACUGGUUUGUCAAAUAUUUUAAUUUAAUUAUUUCAUUAUUGCCUUAAUUUAGAUUAGUAUUGCAUGUUAUCUUAUCUAUCCUAGUCUGUGAAAUGGUAUAUAUUUAAAAACAUUAUUGAAAAAUUAUUAUGAACUGUUAAGGAUCGGUUACAUUUUAUUAUCUGUCCAGAUACGUCAAUAAAGCAACAUGUGGAUUUGAUGUGUGGCAGUAAUCUUUUCUGUUUUACCUUUGGAAUGAAAUCACCAUAAAAUAUACACCUAACAUAAAACAUGACUAAUAAUACUCACAUAAGUUGCAAAUAACAACAUUUUAAUACGAUAAAUAAAAAAUAUAUAUGUUAUGUACAUAAAGACAAUGGAUCUAAAAUGGAAAUUAUUAUGAGAUGCUAAGGAAGCAGAAGAAUCAGGGAAAUAUACCAAAAAAAAAAAAAUAAUAAUAAAAAAAGACAGCCACUUGACUUUACAUCGUCUCACCUUUGAUAGAAAAGCAUACUUUAGCUGAUGCCCAGAACUUUAGGGACACCCUGAUCGUGCUAAAGUUCCAUUGGUGGAAAUUUAAAAUGGGAUUGUGCAUAUGAUAUCACAGAUGCACUGUAUGCAAUGUCAUAUUGCUUUCCAUACUGCACCCAUUGUUCCUAUUUUCUGUUUUUCUAGAGGGAGCCGCAGAGCAAUCUUGGUACAUGGGUAGGGAGACACUUUAAAGUCACAGGAGCACUUACGAUCAGAGCCAAUCCACCUAGGCGCCACCUCAUGUGAGUUGUAUAGCACACUAUAAUUUAGCACAAUUAGUUUUUAGUAUCACACUAUAUUUUGUAUAUUCUUAUGGUUUAUUACAUGGUCAACAACCAUAACCCAAAGUACACAUGGGGUAAGUUGCCUUAAUUGUUAGCUCUCCACUCACAUUGAUAUUUGGGUGUGAUCAACAAAUAUUUAUUUUGUUUUCUUAUAGAAUGAGCUGUUGCACCUGGCUACAAAGUAUUGUAGAAUUCUAAUUUUGUAUAUUCUUGAACAUGUUUUCAUUGAUGCUAAACAAGUUGUUUUUUCUUUCUAGAUUUGUUGGUGUCAAUGCGUCGGACAUAAACUUUUCUUCUGGUCGCUAUGAUAUCUCCACGAAACCUCCUUUCGAUGCUGGAUUUGAAGGCAUUGGCGAAGUAGUAGCUCUGGGCCUGAGUGCCAGUAAAACUUAUGCAAUUGGUCAGCCAGUAGCCUAUUUGGCAAAUGGCUCCUUUGCCGAAUAUACAGUUGUACCAGCAAAGGUGGCAAUUCCAGUGCCUUUUGUAAAACCAGAGAUCUUAACUCUUCUUGUCAGUGGCACAACAGCUUAUAUCAGUCUCAAGGAGAUGGGACAAUUGUCUGAAGGAAAGAAGGUUUUGGUCACGGCAGCAGCUGGUGGAACAGGACAGUUUGCUGUGCAAAUUGCAAAACAAGCUAAAUGCUAUGUUAUUGGAACCUGCUCUUCCGAUGAAAAGGCAGGAUUUCUAAAAUCGCUUAACUGUGAUCUUCCAAUCAACUAUAAAACUGAAAAUGUUGGUUUAGUUAUAAAGAAGAGGUUUCCAGAGGGUGUAGAUGUUGUAUACGAGUCUAUCGGAGGGGAAAUGUUUGAUAUGUCAGUCAACUGUUUAGCUAUAAAAGGCCGCCUUAUAAUUAUUGGCUUCAUCUCUGGCUACCAAUCAUCUAAGGGUAUCUUACCGGUUAAAACUAGUUCUUUACCUGCUGUUUUACUUAGAAAAUCUGCCAGUAUUCAAGGCUUUCUGCUGUUCCAUUACCUCUCUGAAUAUAGAGAAGCAAUGACAUCUUUAUUGAAACAGUACCAAACUGGAGAGCUGGUUUGUGAAGUAGACAAUGGGGACCAAGCUCCAGAAGGCAGGUUCGUAGGCUUGGAGUCUGUCUUCCGUGCUGUAGAUUAUAUGUACAUGGGGAAAAACAUAGGAAAAAUUGUAGUUGAAUUACCUCACCCUGUCAACAGCAAGCUGUAAAAACAGAACAAUGAUAUAAAUCACAAGAGAAAAUUGUUCUUUCUCCUUGAGAAUGUCUAAAACAUGUUGUUGCUAAUGGAUAGUAUAUUAAAACCAGUAUCAAGGUGUUGGUAAAAAGUUUUCAUUUCAAGAAAAAAAAAAUCUUAAUUUAAAGGCACGGAUUUGGUAGGCCACCAGUUAACCUCUCCAAAACCACAACUGUCUAUAAUACCAAUAUUUGUGCAUUAAUAUAUUUAUGGAUGAUUGUAAAGAUUUUUUUAUCACAGCUUGUGAUUAUAUUCUAUAAAAUGUAUACAUUUCAUGCAGAUUUACUAGGUAUAUUUUGAAAAAAGAUUAGUUUGGCUUUCUUACUUUAUAGAAUAAAUUGAAAGACCUACUUUUAAAGGGACCUUAGAAUUGACAGUAUAGAAUACUGAAUCUGAAUAUCUAUGCAAUUUUGAAUUUCUAUGCAUUUUGAAAUUAAUGUAACUUGUCAGAAUAAAAAAAAUAAUAAAAUGCCUAAAUAUAAUUAAGUAUAUUAAAAUACAACUAAUGUGUAUAUAUUUCUAGAAUUUCGACUUUAUUAUGGGCCUUGGUAAAUUAUGAAAAGAAAUGAUACACACAGCUCAUUUUUUAUUUAUUUUAUUUUUAAAAUUUAUUUAUUUUUAUGUGACGUGCACAAGGGCCAUUUCAAUUUGCAAUCUGUGGUUACAUUGAAUCUGUUUUUAAUAUGCCAAGGGCAGAACCACCUCAUGUAUAUGGGAAAACUGUAUGUACCAAAAGGUAAGUGUGGUGUCAGUCCAUUUGAAACCAUGUUCAGUGUAGGGAAGUAUAUGCUAAGGUUACAUAAACAGAAAAAGGGAUACAUUCAUACAUAAAUACAGAUUUUUGUUUUUAAUUUAAUUAGAAUAAACUGUAUCUAUGUGCCUAGUCAAUAAAACAAACACUUGCUUUA
Messenger RNA from Pelobates cultripes (western spadefoot toad), 27631 nucleotides. The record is from the annotation of a GenBank genome assembly. Lineage: Eukaryota; Metazoa; Chordata; Amphibia; Anura; Pelobatidae.